This is a messenger RNA of Caenorhabditis sp. 36 PRJEB53466, 10498 nucleotides long. Lineage: Eukaryota; Metazoa; Nematoda; Chromadorea; Rhabditida; Rhabditidae. The record is from the annotation of a GenBank genome assembly.
AUGAGCGAAUCGGAGUCUCUGGGCGGGAGCAGUGCGUCGACGACGGCCGGCAGCGACGAGUACACCAUGUCGCACAUUUUCGCCAACGUCGGACGUCCGAUUCCGCUGACGACGUUCGGUGCAGCGGCUGUUCCCAACUCUUGGGGAUCCGGUGAGUCGGCCGCUAUUUUUUGCGCUGAAAAACGCUAAAUUUUAGAUCUAAAAAUAUGCAAUUUUCGUUAAAAAAAACAAGGCAAAAAUUCGCGGCACUGUGUAUUUUUGCGUCUGUUCACGCGCAUUGUGUGCGCACAAAAGCAUUUUAAUCGACGCGCAAUACGAAAUUCCAGCGCACUUUACACGUCUUCAGCCCAUUUUCCGUCCAAACUCGCCGUUUUUCAGCCGUUUCGCAGCCGAUGCUUGGCGGCUCAUUUGGCUUGGCACCAACACCACCACCCGUCAUCCAGGAAGUACGUAAACCCCGUUUUUGAGUGUGCAUGUUGUCAAAUAGUGAGAAAAUUUUUAAAAUCAGUUUUUAAAGUUUCAGAUGAUCAGAAACAGCUAGACAAUGUUCUAAAGUGUUUGCUGAAGCCAUUUUGAAUUUUUUCGAUUUUCCCCCUCCAAAAAUCGUGGUCAACUGUCGAAGGUGUCAGAAAUCGGCCAACUUUCACACACCGCCCUCCCAUUUCCGCCUGAAUAAAUAAUUUUCCGUGCGGAAUGCACGCGGAAAGCGGAAAGGUUUGCUUUAUGCAUCAGAUAGCAAACUACACGCACACCAACCAGAUGCCGGCCAAACAAACAUAAUAAGUUGGGGUCCCGACGUUCCGUCGACGGGAAACGCAUAAAAUUGUGCGCUCGAGCCGAGGCACUACAUUUUUAUGCGUUUUUUACACUAAAAUUGCAUUUUUGCGUAACCUUUCGAUUAAAAUUUCCCUAAUACUGUGUUCCGGAAUUUUCCGAGCAGUCGAGAGCUCUUUCGAAAGAGCAAGUCUCAAGAUCAUUGACCGGCCGACCGAUUCGCAUAUUUCUGCCGAAUUUUCUCGGUCAAUUUUAGACCGGUUUGCAAUUUCUCGAGUUUCCCCCGAUCGCAAUGAAAAAAAAAACGUUAGGCCAACAUUUUUCCCAUCCGAACUGCAAGAAGAAACGUUACAUCCCUUUGAGAAAACCAAUUUCGGUUUCGCGAACCGCCCAUCUUUUUUCUCUGUCCUUCUCUGCCGUUUCUCUCGAUCUUGUGAAAUCUCUCGCCGCCAACUCGGCCACUUUUGCAGUUUUUUCGCCCGUCUGCACUGUCUGCGUCUCUUUGGCGGCGCCAAAUCUCUCGCCUCUCGCGCUUUUCGGUCGGCCUAUUUUCGCGCGCGCGCGGCAGUUGGCAGACGAAAAGGGGCGCGGCCAUGAUCGGUCAGAUAUUGUAGUUUUUGUUUUUUAACUACAGUAGUCUUCAGUCCCCGGCCAGUCAUUCGGAUGAUAUUCGGUGAAAGAAAAACCCAUUAGUUUUCAAGUUUUGUGGUCGAUCGACUGAUAACCGAUUCGCUGAUGUAAUCAUUGUCCCCUCAAUUUCCGGUUUCCACCACGAAAAUGUGCUGAAAGUGCACUUUUUGUGCGCUCAAACGUCGAGGAGACGUCAUGCUCGUUCACGUGCAAAAGCUGCGAGUCAGAACGAUUUUUGAGCAAUUUUAAUGAGGUUUCAAGCGGAAUUUUGAUUGGAUUUAGAAUUUAUUAAAGACUUAAAGCCAAGAAACCACCAAAGGCUCAGGCAGUUCUAGACGGCUUAAAAAUUUUUUACCCUAAUUCCCCUACGCUUUGCAACGAAAAUGCCGGAAUUCUCCGAUGAUCUUGAUCACAUCGGAUAUUUCUUCUCCCUCCAGGAAUCGGAAAGAUGACCAAUGUGUGAUCUCCGAUCCGCCAGACAUCCUUCACUUCUUUUUUGUCGCGGCGACGAAACCCCGCCCCGCGUUCGAUCUAUGCGCCGCUUCACUUUUUUGUUCUUGGCCUCUGCCCGCGACGUUCAGUGUCUAGACACGGCCACCCAUCCUCUGCGGAUGGCGGUCAUAAAUUUGGAGAAUUGUCGUUUUGCGUUUCGUUUUUUCUGUUCGUCUCGUUCUCUGCGACGCGCGCGCACGCCCGCAGCACGGCACUGCCAGUCUCGGGACCUUGGCGCGAGCAGUUGAAUGAAAAAAUGGGGAGAGAAAAUGGAGAUGUAUCGUUUAGGCGCCGAUUGACCUUAUCUCGACCCACUGCCUAUAAAUGGGUGAGAUUAUCGGGUCCUCUCGCCCCGUAGAAGAAUCACUUUUUGGCACUUUAUAUAUAGCUUUUUUUGAUGAAAAGUCGUUGAUUUUCCGCAGUUGCAACGAGUUUUAAGCAGUUUGAGCCUGUGAUAAUUUUUGCCCAUUUUGCCGUGAAUUUGCCGGAAAAGUAUGCAAGCGUGGCUUUUCCCUAAAAUUUAUAGCGCUAUUUUUGGUCUUUGGUCAGCGAACACUUUUCUCUUUCUAUCUGUCUCUCUCUCUCUCUCUCUCUCUCUCUCUUUUUCUCAUUCUCUUUCGAAGCUCAUCCGUGCCCGCAAAAUUGCUGUACAACAAUAUUAUUUCUUUCUCGCCCUCUCUCUUGCGGCCGAGAAUUGUGUCUCUUUUUCCAGAAAGAAAAGAGCGCACUCGUCUCGAAUGCAUUGAGAAAGAGAGAGGGACGGGGCCUGGUACUCCCCCGAUCUUUUCAUCUUUUUCCGUCUCUCUCUCCCUCGAGACCGCCCAUCUUUCGUUCCACGAUUGCUCAAAGUCGGCGGGAAAUAGUGGUAAGAUGGUGGGAGACGGAGGGAGAAAAGAGAACGAGACGGAAGUUCGUGCGCGAGCGUCCCGUCCUCCUUUCCCGCGUUUCCACAACUAUCGUCCGUCCGAUUCUCGCUCGUAAACAGUGUCGUUUCAUCAUUUGUCUGUACAUUUUUCGAAAUUUUUCUUCUAUUUUUUACUGGAAACGGAUGUAGUAAGCUUUUGAACAGAAAAAAGUAAUUGUAUUUUACAGGAUGAUCAUGAUCUUGUUCUCAGAACGCUCUAUCAUUAUAAAUUAUGUGUCUGUCGCGGUCCAGUCCAAAACUGGCAGAUGGUGGUGGUGGGCACCGAUUGGGAUGUCCUUCCGCCUCCCAGUACACCUCGGUAUUUGCGUAAGAUCGGAGGACAGAAAGUAACUUGAGAGCCACCACCACCUGCCCGCUUUGCCCUCCGCUUCAAUUCCAACCUACAAGGAGAUGUUUGAUCGUUUUCCGGAAAGCCGCCCCCUUUUUUUCCUGGAAAAUGAGCUAUUUUCACGAUUUGACCCUAAACUUGAGAAUUGGAAACGUUUGCGCAAUUCCGCGGCUAAUUGCACAGCAAUUUUAAGAUUAGCGAGCGUCGUUUACAAGUUUGACCCGAUUUCUGAGAAAACUGAGUUUUACAUUUUCAUUUCUUCAUGGAAAGCCCAUAAGAAUGGCGCUAUAUUCGAUUGAUUUGCGUGUGCGAGCUCAAAACUGUUUUUAGGCCACAGUGUGUAGGGAAAUUGUUGUGCGUUUUUGCAUCGCCGUCACAAAUCGAUAACGCGGAUGAUAGCAAGGCUACACGCAGUGCUUGGCUUAUCACUCGUUUCUCAUCAAAUUUUGUGGCAGAGUGAAACGUUUUGACAUUGUCCGAGCGAGCGAGCGACGGCGACGACAACGAAACGAGACGAACAUGGCGCCAUAAUUUUCGCGUUUCGCGUCAAUCGUCGUCGUAAACAUCUUUAUCAGGCCACGCCCCCAAUCAUUUGAAUCAUUGGGAGUUUUGUCUAGAAAACUGAGCGAAUUUUGGCCAAUCUGGCUUUAAAAAAAAUGUCGUUUGGCAUAACCUGAAGCAUGAACAGUGACCGAAGAACUGUAAUUUUUCCCCGGAAAUGUCGGAUUUUGUAGCAUUCUCUGAAGCGUGAAAAAUGCAAUUCCCAUGCUUUUCCUCUCUCCUAGAUGUUGCUGUCUCGAAUAUUGCGUGUAUGCUGUUGUUGGCACUGUCUUCUAGGUUCCGCCCACUCUUCUUCUUCCCAUUCAUUCAUCUUGUCUCCCUCUUCGUCCGUCCGUCCUUUUGAGGACAUUGACACACGUGUGCCAUCUGUUUGUCGCGGUCCGACCCGGCACCGCCAACGCACUCGCUCCACUUUGGGCCUGUCACGCGCAUCGGCGCCAUUUUUGUCGAGGUUUUGGGCUUUUUAGAGCUUUCUACUUUUUGCUAGUUUGUCUCUUUCCUCUGUCUCUUUAUUUUUCAACGAUUCUCCCCUUGUCGCCUGGUCGUUUAGUUUUGGGGUCAAGAUUUCCGCGUGAGUAGGCCGCUCAUCCGGAGAAGAAGAAGAGAAAGAGGCAAUCCAGUUGGGCAUAGUUACGAAUUCCUCUCGCGGUUCGUUCUUCCGUUGUUGUUGUUCCGCGCGGCGGCGGCGGCGCGACCGAUUUCAUCAUCGAUUGGUGGCCGCCGCCGCGUCCGCUUCGUGUCUGUACCGCCCACUUUUGUUCGGUUUUCCGCGUGAUUCACUGAGAAUUUUGCCCAGAUUUUCCCGAUUUUCCGCGAUGUUUUGCGUCGUGUGUGGCCCCAAAAAUCGUUGAAGGGAAAUGUGAUACCUCAAUGAAAUUCGAACCAUUUUUGGGCCUAAAAAUUUUGCGACCAAGGCGCGUGCGGCCUCAAAAUGACCUUCGCGGAUGAUGAGAUGAGAAUUGAGAGAGAGAGAGAGAGAGAGACUUUUUAGGCCAGAAUUUUGACACUUUUGACAAUUUCUCGUUCUUCUUUGUGUAUUUUUUGAGUAUCCUCUCUAUUUAAAAAAUUAAAAAAUUUGCAGAUUGUGAAGUGCACGCUGUGCCUUGAACCGUACCGUGAUCCGAAGGUUCUCGCGUGCUUCCACUCGUUUUGCAAAGGUUGUCUGGCGAAACAUCUCGAACAGCCGGAACGAAUCGUCUGUCCGCAGUGCCACAUGGAGACUCAGUUGAGGUGAGCGUUUUCCCCGUUGUUUCCAAUCCCCAAAAAUAAACUCUUGCAGCGUACACCUCGGGCUCGACUCGCUGCUUACCGAUUUCGGACUCGAAUCGGUGAUGAACAAGCAGCAGCAGCUGUUCGGCAGUCUUUCCCUCAACGGAUCGGCAGCCAACGGCGGCGCCACGUCAUCGUCGGCGGUCCCGAUCGCCAGCGCGCAUCUACAUCCGUCGAUGGUGGCCGGAUCGGAUCCGACGAAUCCGGUCGUCGGAUUCGGAUUCGGAUCGCCAACGUCGAGCAGCUCGUCGCCGCCGCUCAGCGACUCGCCGACGAUGGAGCAGCAGCAGCACGCGCAGUUGGCCGCCAUGAUGGCCGGCAUCAUGAACAACAACGUGGCGGUGGCGAACGGAUCGGCGCAAGUGGUGCCGGCCGGCGUUCCGGCUGUUCAUUGCAACGGAUGCAAGUCCAACGAAACGGUGAGCAUUCGAUUUCCAGGGAUUUUUACUGAAAAAUUGAAGAAACACGAUGGUAUAAAGAAUGAGAACUGAUAUAAUUAAGAGUAAUUGUGAAUAAGAACUGGCGGAAUGGGAACUGGUACAAAUCAGAAAUCAUUAUUUGCGCUGGAAGGAUGAGUUCAAGAUCAAAGUUUGAGACGCAGGGCAACCCGGAGUGACGUGGAUGCGGAUGGCACGAGUUCACAAGAAGGAGUUUGCAAACAUCAUGGCACCAGCAAGAAAACGGAACUGAACCGAAUCAUGAGCAGUCUUUGAUCCCUGGCUAGUAAAUGAAAUGAAGUUCUCAUUCCUCCAGUUCUUAUUCAUAGCAAUUCUCAUUUAUAGCACUAACAGUUGUCAUCCUUACGAGUUCUCAUUUUAGAAAUUGUCAAUCCUUGUACCACCCACUAAACACCUUAAAAGCCAUUACAGGCGACGUCAUUCUGCCAGGACUGCAACGCGAACCUCUGCGACAAUUGCACAAUGGCGCACAAGUACAUGCACUGUUUCGCCGAGCACCGUGUCAUUGAGCUACCGGCCGCCACGGCCGCAGUCGGAUCCUCGGCCUCUUCCACGACGGGAUCCUCGAGCGGAUCCUCCUCCUCGAGCUCGUCGUCGCAUCAAGUGGCGGCGCUCGGCGGAAAACAGUCGCCCGACGUGCAGCAGAUGCUGAAGCGGCCGGUCGUCUGCCUCCAGCACCGCACCUCCGAACUUGUCUUCUUUUGUAUGACGUGCAACUUGGCGAUUUGCCGCGACUGCACACUAGCCGAUCAUCCGGCCGGACAGCAUCAGUACGAGCUCAUCACGGAGGUUCGUAAAGUUUGGUCAGAAACUGGGGAAAUUUGAAGAAGAUUGGCCUAAACAUGGUUAAAAUCUGCAAAAGAGCUCUGACUUUGCUUUUAAUUGUCUUUUAGAAUGAUUUUGACCUCAUCAUUGUUUUUGGUGGUCUGAUACAUUUAUCUACCGGAAAACCACUGAAAAAAGCUCGGAAUCUACGUCUUUCAAUGUUUCUCUUCAAAAUGUGGUAUAGUAGCCCAAAAAGCCGUUACACGUCCAUCAAUCCAUUAUGCGAGCCCAUCACCAUGGCCAGCCGGUACGCCUAGCGUAAUUCCCCCUUGUCUAUUUUCUUUAUUCUUGGCAACAUCUGCUCCAAAACCAGGCCCGGGUCAUCACUCUUCAACCAUUCUACCACCUGUUCUAUAUCUUUUGCAUACAUGCGUCCUUGGUGCCGAUUUGACAAGAGAGGGACACGAAGGAUUUCCAUAUUCAUCCAAUUUGAGCGAUUUUGAACGGAGUACUACGGAAGAAUUGGGAUUUUUCGCUAUUUCUAUCUUACAAAUUGGAGUAUUGUCCAUUCUUUAAUACCCCAGAGCAGGUGCACUCUCCAAAAAACCCCUCAUCAUCACCAUCAUUUUUUUGUCGGCAACAGAUUAGGCACCCCAAAAUCACACUCAAUCACAAAUGAUUGGAAAGGUGCUAAGUGGCGACACGUGCCAAAAUGCACAAAAAUGUCAUUUUUUAGGCUGAGUUUCCCGAAUUUCACAUGUAAAAAUUUCAGGUAGCCGACAAGCAAAUGCUCAAAAUGGAGCAGUUGAUUGCGGACGCGCGCAGCAAGCACUCGGACAUGCUCGAGAUGUUUAAGCAGGUGAGAAGAUGGUGUUCGGACUAUUAAUCCGGGUGAUAUUUACACGGGAAAGGUGUAAAAAUGAUAGAGAAAAAUCUGAGAGGACGUGUAGGCUCAACCUCUCUCUCUCGGCUAUCUAAUACUAUCGACAAAUAUGGUCAUUGGUCAACAAUACCAUUCGAGUGGUGUUUAGCCGGGACGCGCUUGUUUUGAUGGUGUUUGUGACGGGUUUGGGUGGAAAAUGUGAAUUUUUCAGGUUGACUCGAAGCAACAAGUGCUGACCGCCUCGUUGCACGCCGCCCACGCACAACUCGACGAGACCGUCUCGAAUCUGAUAAAUUUGAUUCAGGAACAGAAAAAGACGCUUGCCAAGGAGAUUGACGCCGCGUUUUCGGCCAAACAGGUACAGUUUUCGCUUCUCAACAGAUGCUUGGUUGGUUGGGGCGGUGAAGAUGAAAGGCGGUGCGUGCGCUUAUUGUUCAGUAAUACUCCUACUACCUACUUUUCCUACCCGCCUCCGAUUUUAUGAGCCAUGUGCGGUGGUUUUUCUUUUAGUCGUCGUGCCGAGAGAUGUUUUAGGACGGGUUAAUGAGGAGGAUAAACUAGGUCUUUUCGUGGAAACGGAGAAAUUUGAGUGGGAAAUUGGUGGCGGCGGUAAAUGGAGGUCAAAUGUUGCCACCGCCGCCCAAGGACGUAGCUUUUUAUGCGGGUUUUUGGCCCCCGACAAAACCAGGAAAUUGUGGCUUUGCCGCCGGGGGAUUUGAAUGCUUUUUUGUGUUUGUUUCUGCCGCAAAACACUAAAAAAGUUGGCGAUUUUAGACGUUAGUUGUAGAUUUUAGCUCAAUGACAAAAAGUAACAAAGUAUCAUGUUUGCCUAGACGAGUCGCCCGUAAUUUCACUUGAAACAAUAGUGUCUGUUGUUAACAUUAUUCUUCUUCUGUUUGAACUACUGUAGUCUUCUUGUGACCUCACAAAGUGAUGAUGUUCCCGGUGGAAGAAUAGUGGAAAACAAUGGAGAAAAUUGGCACCCUGCUGCGUGUUUUGUAGACACUGUGAAGGCGAUAACAAAAGGACCCCGUGGUCCGCAUUGUUUCUACCUAGAAUAGUGAUGAGGGAUGGAUGGUGACGCAAGAUAACCUAGAAAUUAUUAGCGCUGACGAUGACGAUGGCCUCUUUCUUCUAUUGCUGGUCUUGUCCUACUCACGAGAAGGUGCGCGCGCUCUCUUGACGUAAUAAAUAUUAGAGACGCGGAGGGCAGGUGGACAAUAUUAAUGUAAUGUAUUAUAUUUAUAUAUAAAACACAAGAGGCGUCUGUCUGUCUGAAUUUUUGGAUGUCCGCUGAUGGUAGCAGAAAGAAAGACGGACCGGACUAAACAGAACCAACGACCGCGCGUUUUAUCACUCGGCAACCAGCGGACCAUGCGAGACCCAGAAACCCGGCGUAGCAGCCGUAGUUUAGCCGGUCUUGCUGAAGUUAACCACAGAUGAGUGAAAGUUGGCGUUCCGAUGAGAUUUAGAGAUUCUUACGGGAUUCCGGAUACGAUGGCCAUUGGGCAGAGAAGACGUGAAAAAUGACGUUAUCCGUGCGCUCAUCAGAAUCUUUUGCUUGUCAGCCAAAUGACUAUUGACAGCCACGGCGCGAUUUGAUAUCAACCAUACACCCGGAAAGGAUCUAGGGAGUGAAACAUUUUGAGGGAAAAAUUGAGAGUUUUUAUGUGAGAUCUGGUGUUGAAAUUGAGAUUAUUGAUCCGGGAGAGUUCUGAAAGGAAAAGGAAAUGUUGAAUUUUGCAGAUCCAACUGACGAUGGUCGACAAGCGGAUCCAGUCGAUGGCGGAGAAGUUGUCGCAAACGAUUGAAUUCUCGCGCCGUUUGAUGUCGUUCUCGUCGCCCGCAGAAGUGAUGGUUUUCAAACAGUUGCUCGACACACGCCUCCAGCUUUUCCUCGGAUUCAAUCCUGAUGUAGGAAUUGUCUAGAAUUUUUCACUGAAAAUUUACAAAUUUUUAGAUGACCGGAGUGCUGAACACGAACUGCGAAGUCGAGUACACGGGCGGAUCGUCUCUGCUGUUCGGCAAAUCCGCCAGCACCGUUUCGCAACUGCUCGGACAGGUGCGUGGAUGUGCGACGAGCAACGUGGCCGCCGACUUUGGAGCCCUCAUGCCAGCGCUUCCGUCGGGAAUGCCGCCGGCGCCGAUCGGCCGACCGCCGAGCCGUCACAUUCCGAUCGAUAAUCAGAUGGCGGCCCGCUCGCCGCCGCACAUGGCCGGAUCCCUGCCGCUCAACGCGUUCUCCGACUCGAAUCUCCUCCGUCCGAACAAGGAUUUCGGUGGAUCGUCGCAGUCGUUGGGACCAUUCGGAGGCAGCGCGGGCAGCACCGUCGUCGUCGCCGCCGCCUCGGAUCCGUUCACGACUCAGUACGAGAAGUGGAAUCUCGGGCUGGAAGCCAAUGCGCUCGGAGGACUCCUCGAGGCCGGAGGACAGAAUGUUGACGAAGAGAAGUUCCAGUCGAUGUUCCCGCCGUCGCGGUCGCAAAUUAAGCGGCAGAAGAUGAUCUACCACUGCAAGUUUGGCGAGUUCGGAGUGAUGGAGGGCCAGUUCACGGAGCCUUCGGGCGUCGCCGUGAACGGGCAGGGCGACAUUGUGGUGGCCGACACGAACAACCACCGGAUCCAGGUGUUCGACAAGGAGGGACGCUUCAAGUUCCAGUUUGGCGAGUGCGGAAAGCGCGACGGACAAUUGCUCUAUCCGAAUCGAGUGGCCGUGAAUAGGACCACGGGCGAUUUUGUGGUGACGGAACGUUCGCCGACGCACCAGAUCCAGGUGUACAACCAGUACGGACAGUUUCUGCGCAAAUUCGGCGCCAACAUUCUGCAACAUCCGCGCGGAGUGUGCGUCGACAACAAGGGACGCAUCAUCGUCGUCGAGUGCAAAGUGAUGCGCGUCAUCAUUUUCGACAUGUUCGGCAACAUUUUGCAAAAGUUCUCGUGCUCGCGCUACCUCGAAUUCCCGAACGGUGUGUGCACUAACGACAAGAACGAGAUUCUCAUAUCGGAUAACCGGGCGCACUGCAUCAAAGUGUUCUCGUACGAGGGACAGUAUUUGCGGCAGAUUGGCGGCGAGGGAGUCACCAACUAUCCGAUAGGCGUCGGAAUCAACUCGCUCGGAGAGGUCGUCGUCGCCGACAAUCACAACAACUUCAAUCUGACCGUCUUUGCUCAGGUGCGAAAAAGUUUCAAAGAAAAACACCGAAUUUCCCACAACCCUCGUAUAAUGUGUCAAUUAUUUGCAGGACGGCACGAUGAUCGGCGCUCUGGAGUCGCGAGUGAAGCACGCGCAGUGCUUCGACGUGGCGCUUGUCGAUGAUGGUUCGGUGGUGCUCGCCUCGAAGGAUUACCGUCUCUACCUGUACCGUUUCCUGCCCGCCUCGGGACCGUCCACCUCGGCUUCGAGCCAAAUUUAA